Morone saxatilis (striped sea-bass) is the source of this 5207-nucleotide messenger RNA. RefSeq lists its product as uncharacterized. Gene Ontology annotation, biological process: centriole replication; centrosome duplication; regulation of cytokinesis. Gene Ontology annotation, cellular component: centriole. Bases 312 to 4043 code for a protein of 1243 amino acids. The transcript has 10 exons. NCBI's taxonomy places the organism in Eukaryota, Metazoa, Chordata, Actinopteri, Moronidae. The record is from RefSeq and is a predicted model, not a curated record.
GUCGCUGGGAGGAGAGGCGGUAAAGAUGUAAACACUGACCCAUCCUGAGAGAGGUCGCUUCUAGGUAGCUUGCUAGACUGUAUUGUGUUGCUGUUUUAUCAGAAGUAACACUGCAGAGCUGCUCAACCUUUGCUUCUCAUACGUCUUCUAACAAUAGCACUUAACUUUAGCGGUAGUUUGGUGUUUAACGCCAACCGGAGCGACCGCAGCUAACCCGUUAGCUACCUAGCUAGCACCACAGCUUAGCAGCUAUCGUUAGCAGAAACAGGACCUGUCCGUAGAUACUACCUACUGUGUCCUGAUGAGACUUGAUGGAGGACUACGACAAGUUUGUGCAGCGUUGUCUCUCCCGUCUGAGGAGCAGUGAGGAGGAGGAGGAGGAGGAGGAGGAGGGACACAACAAACCUUCACCCUCUCUCAUUCGCUUCUAUGGACUCCCCAUCCUUCCUCCCCUGCUUUCAGGAGAGCAGAGAGAGGAGAUGCAGCGACACAGAGAUGCAGCGCAGGAAGCUGCUGUCCACACAAAGCUGCAGGAUGAUGCAAGAAUGGCCUACGUGCAAACUAUCCUACACAGUGUUCAGCUGAGGAACACGCCGACACUGGAGGAGUUGCUUCAAGAGUCAGAGGUUAACUCAAAGUCUUCAUAUUCCCAUAACACCAGCGGUGGAUCGGUGUCACAGAGCAGUUAUUUCAUGGUGACAAAGGAUAGUCUUUCGCUCUCGCCUCCACCUGAAAGGAAAGAAAAAGAUAGCGUUUCUCUUUCUCCUUUCACAUCAACUACAUAUUGUGCCUUUUUUGCCUCUAAUGUGACACCUCUGCAAAGUUACCAGGAAGGAUGCCUUAUUGACCAACAUUACAGCCAACAGGGAUCCCAGCCAAAUCCCCUUAAUAGUGCGUGCCACCAAUCAGAAUCCUCAGGAUACGCGACCUUCGAGAACGCUGAAAACACCACCAGUGUCUCUGGAAGGAUCGAUGCAGGGAGAGAGAGCCACGGCUUUGGCUCCUCAAAGGGAGCUUAUAAUAUGGCUGGCUUUUUCCUUUACAACACCUCAAACACAAUCACCAAGAUGCCAGAUAUUAUUAGCCAUCCCCCUAUAGAUGGAGAUGAAUUGGAAAGGAGUGGAUUGGAAUCAUCCUUUUGUAGUGACUUUAUUGUGGUAAAAGACACAAGUUUCUCCUCGUGCCAGGAGGAAUCAGUCAUGUGUGACCAUUUACCAGUAGAGAGAUCCAAAAGCAAUCAGGAGGACAGCACAGAGGGUGAAGAUAACCUUCCUGUUACUACAGUACUUGACUUUGAUGAAGAUCACAAUUUGGACCAAAUUGAGGGCCCAGUCCCUUCAUCAGAAAACAUUCAUUCAGACAAUCCAGAGUUAUCACAGACAUUGAGCAGUCACUGUCCCACAGCAGAACUGCAUAUUCAACACAACCCCACAGAAACAGAACCUCUAAGUAACCAUGUAGAUGAAGCAGAGCCAUCUGAGGAGCCUUAUCGUCUGAGCCUGCAGGCUUUGCUAAAGAAAUCUCAGGAGUACCGGCGGCGCCAGCGGAUGCUUAGGAACCAAGCCAAAAACACUAAAAUCCAGGAAAGGACCCAAGAACAGCCAAGAGCAAGGACAGAGGAGCAGAACCUCUCUGAUAAGGAGAAUGACGAGUUCCCUUACAAGGGCACCGUGACUGCAGAGGGGAAGAAAACUAAAGAGAAGAAAGGCACUUUUAUACGGUCAGUGGAAACUCCACCAAAGAAAUUUGUGGAAAAUGAGAGUAUGAUUGAGUGUGACUUUUUUGGGAAAAGGGCAAACUCUACAUCUGAAAGCACACAUUUAACAGGAGAUGGAAAAACAAAGGAAAUGACUAGUGUUGAGGAAGAAACAACCAAAAAUAAUAAGCUGAACCUUUCCCAAGAGAUCAGAACAGAGCCGAAACAAAUCAGCGCAUUCCCCCAGCAACAGCCCAUGUCGUCAGAAGCCUCCCCUGUUCAGGAAGCCUUCUACCUGACCACCUCUCCCACCGCUUUUCAUAAAGAAGUAUGGAAAUAUCACACUAUCCCAACCCCUAAUUUCUGUAGGAGUCCUGUUCACUGCAAAAGCAAAGGCAGUAUCCAAGAUGGAGAAGCUGUUGAUGUGGCUGAAACCUCAAAGAGGAACAUUUUAGUCAAUACUGGUUUGAAUGAAGACCACAAGGUUGAAGAAGUUAACCUGGGACAUCACAGCAGUCCCACAGCCGUUCCUUCCACGGUGAACCUCACUGCUGAAGCUGAUGUAACAGGCGUUCUCACCAAGAGUUCCCAGCACAUAGAUCAGCUUGAGUCCAACCUGUCCGGUCUGAAAGUACUGAUCUCGGAUCUGGAGUCCACGCUGACAGAAAACUUGGGGAAUCACAGCCAAACUGAGAGCAACACGCAAAGUGAGUUCAGUUUUGAGGGCUUCAAGCACUCUGAGCAAAUUAAAAAUGAACAUGUGCAGCUUCAUCAAAGUGAUUGUGACAAUUGGGAGGAAAAACUGAGGGAUGAUGACAAUAGCAACGAUGCGGAGGAAGACCAAAGGUACAGAGAGUGGCCGAGAAGACAAUCAUUGGACAAUUACAAGAACCUGCAUGAAGAUACAGAACCUGAACCAAGCAUCAGUGACAUGAACAAUGUUCCUGUCAUAGUGGAGGUAAAAGGAACCGAGCUGGGACACUUAAGCGAGCUCAGUCUUGUCAAACCCAUUGCUACAGAGAGAGGAAAGGAAAAAGGGACAUGCAAACAAGGCCUUACAAAGAGUUAUGGACAGCAUGGCGGCAGUAGACAGCAGCAGCCCCCACCUAAAUGCAUCCUCUCUGCAGCACAGCGGCUGCGAAUUCCAGACAUAUUCAGAAAUGGUCCAUCUGAAAGCACGGCUCCACGUAAUGUCUCGGUGCUUUCAGAUGCCAGUAACCAUCCAGUGGAAGGGAGGAACGAGAUGGCCGUAGAGGAUCACGACUCUACCCACCUGCCCUCUCUCAACCAGUCGUAUGAUGUGGACGCGCCGUCUGGCCUGUGGCUCCUCGAUGGGUCAGGCUCCGACUUGGGGUCGAAGGGUCAUCUUGUUCAGGAAAAACAUCUGACCCCGGAGAGCGGAGGUGAAGGUCAGGCCGGGGGAUCCAAGGUCAAACGGAGACUGCUCAUGCAAAUGACGGAGGAGACACGGGAAAGGAGUGCAGAUACCAGUAGAGGGACAGACUCUGUGGUCAGACCCAACUCCAGCACUCCUAAAGCUGCAGGACGACGGCAGGAAGCCCAUGGCAGUCAAAAAGACAAGCAGGAACAACUGAAACAGGCCCACGCUGCCCAGGUUAGAGCCCUGCAAGAUGAGCACAGGAGACAACAGGAAGACCUACUGCAGGCGUUGGCCGUGCGUUACCGUCUCCUCCAGAGCGUGUCCUUCCCUUGCUCCAUGUCAAGCUCACGUCUUGGGGACACGUUGACCUUUUCUACCCUCUCUCAGCCCUCCAGCCCGCUCUCAGAGCGCUACCGCCCCCUGCUGUUGGCAGCCGUGAAAGGUUUUCUGACUCGCAGGUUGCUGCGGACCGAGAGAGUGGCGCAGCUGGUGCGCACCAUCAGGGACACACAGCAGUUCCUGCAGGCCCUCCAGCGACAGAGCCCUGGCAGAGCAGAGUUCUGUAGCAGACAAGACAUUUUGUUGCAGGAGAGAGUCACUCUGCAGCUGCGUGCUGCACGUUACGAGGUCAGCGACAUAUUCUUCAGCCUGUCAGCCGGAGAGAGGAUGCAGCUGAUCAGCUGGGACAGAGAGCUGGCCCGGGAGAGAGAGCACAGACGACAGAGUGGGCACACAGGCCGUCCCAGAGGGAAGAGUUCUCUGUCAGCUGCAACGCAAAAGUCACUGGAGAGGAAGAGAGGAAUAAUGAUCCAGAAAAAGGCAGCAGGAAGGCACAGGGGAGUUGUGACGAAGACUGGACACAACAGUGGAUCCUCUGGCGAGCAGCCGCCAGAAACCAAACGAGGACAGUUCAGAGCAAAUCCUCAGAGGGUCCCCAAGAGCACUUACUCCUCGAGACCCCGAUGACACUCUCCUAAUUGGCCCCAGUGAGGACUCCUAAUAAGGCCUCUAGCGACUACAUUAAUAUUGUAUAUCUAAUCAUUUGAGAGAUUCCAAAUCCAAAUUUGACACUUCUGAAUACAUCACUAUAAAUACAUCACUGUAUUUCACAUCAGUGUGUGCUGUGAAAUGUUUUACACUCUACAACCAGAGGGUAAUAUAGUGACAGUUCCACUCUUAGACAUUACAGAGUAGUUUACAUUGAAUAGAUGGGAAUGAGACAUCACUACGGCCACUCUCUCAGUAAAAUAAAUUCUUUACUAUGUCUGCUUUCAGUUCAACCAUGUUGAGUUGAGAAAAACAAACACUGACACUCUUUAGCUGAUCCUUUAAAGCUAUGUGCACUGUAUCUGAAAGGUGACUCACAGCAGACACUGUGACAGGAAAACCUAAGGUGUGAACUAAUAAUACUAAUGAUGGCUCGAUUACAUUUACGUAUUUCAGUAAGCGAGUGGUCCCCAACCUGGGGGUCACAAGGUAGAUGCCAGAUGAUUAGCACAGGAAGAACAGCAUAUUCAACACAAUUGAAUCACUAGAUGAUUUUACCUCCUCCUGCCUCUAAAAAUAACUCAAAUAAGUCAAUAUUUGAAGCAUUGAUGACUCUUUUCAGUCAGUUGCAAAUGGACUUUGUCGUUGUUUUAAGGGGGAACAAGUUGAAAAGUAAGAAUGGAACUAAAAUACCAACAGGAAUGCAGCCAUGAUUAAAUUUAUUAAUUACACCUGUGCUUAUGCUACUAUGGUAUGUCAAAAUGUCUGUAGAAAAGGGUUUUUUAUUGUCCUCUGCUUUGUACUUGGACUUCAAUUUGUAUGUUCCUUCAAAUGUAUGUGCCUAUUUCAUUUGUACCAAAAAAGAUGUAAUAGCAUAUAGUGAACACUGUUAGUAUUAGUGCUGUAGGACAGUGUGCUUGCUUAUACAGUGUUCAUAUCCAGCUCCAGAUUUGAGUGUUACUGCUAUUAACUUGAAUAGUGUUACUCCUAAGCGUUGCCUUAAAUAUUUUUCCUUGAGUAUUGGGAUCACAUGUCAACCAAAACACAGAUAAACCUUUACAGCUUUUUUUUAUUAGUGACUUUCUACCUGUUUUAUAUGCUAUUUAUUUGUAUUUGGUUGAUAAUAAAUGUUUUUUUUAACAC